Molecule: messenger RNA, 240 nt
Organism: Neurospora hispaniola
Lineage: Eukaryota; Fungi; Ascomycota; Sordariomycetes; Sordariales; Sordariaceae
Exons: 1
Coding region: 1-240 (79 amino acids)
Source: RefSeq, a predicted model, not a curated record
AUGCAGAAGCAGUUCCCGUUUUCGGGCCGCCCGUCAACGGCUGAUACAACGACCACGCUGCAAACCACUCCAAUACACACCAGCAAGUACAUAGAUAGUAUCAAGAUUCUGCAUAUCCAUGACUAUGCAGAUUAUCCGCUUAACCAUGGUGCUGCAGUCUGGUCCGGAUCACUUCCCCCUUCCCUAGACUUGCCGUGGAGUAUCCGUUUGUCAGAACACGUUUGGAGACCCCAUGAGUGA